Durio zibethinus is the source of this 1569-nucleotide messenger RNA. RefSeq names its product WAT1-related protein At3g30340-like. Gene Ontology annotation, molecular function: transmembrane transporter activity. Gene Ontology annotation, cellular component: membrane. The record is from RefSeq and is a predicted model, not a curated record. NCBI's taxonomy places the organism in Eukaryota, Viridiplantae, Streptophyta, Magnoliopsida, Malvales, Malvaceae.
UUGUAAAACAAGACGUAAUUAGUGCUAGUAAUGAAUUUCUGAACUCUUAAUAUUGAUGAUGCAUGAAUAACUUUCCCCGUGGUUCUGUGAUCUCUUACUGUUCAAAAAGGUACUGCAGAAAGCUCAGAAACAGAAUAAUAUUUAUGGAAAAGGCCGCAAAGUUGAUUGCUUAGAGCAUGGACAUGAUUGGAAUCUAUAAAAACAAAUCAUAUUCCAGGUUUGGAGGGGGUCCCUAUUUAUAGUGGAAGACAAAAUGGUAAGAUUGAAUUGUGCUUCGAAGCUCAAGAAUUUUUACCAUACAGAGAGAGAGGAGAGAGGGGAUUUCUCUAAUUGCUUUACGCAUAUUGCUUGAGAUGAACUGCUGUGGACAAUGGAAGCCUGUUGUUGCAAUGAUAGCUGUUAACUUUGCGUUGGCUAUAACAAAUGUGCUUGUCAAAAUGAUUCUAGAUGAAGGAGUGAGCCAUAUAAUCAUCUUAAUGUACCGUCAAGCAAUUUCUGCUGUUUUCUUGGCACCAAUUGCCUACUUUUGGGAAAGAAAAAGCAGACCCAAGCUCACAGCUCGUAUUUUAUGCCUGCUUUUCAUCAAUGCUCUUAUAGGGGCAACACUCACACAGUACUUUUUCCUUCUUGGACUUGAAUAUACUUCGGCAACGUUCUCAUGUGCAUUCAUAAAUAUGGUUCCUGCAAUCACCUUUAUGUUGGCGCUACCAUUUGGUCUAGAGAAGGUGAAUAUCAAAAACAAGGCCGGGAUAUGGAAGAUUCUUGGUACGUUGGUUUGCAUCGGUGGAGCUAUGCUUUUGACCCUUUACAAAGGAAAGGCAUUGGUCAGAUCAAAUUCACGGGCCACAACUCAUGUCAUAAACUAUGCCAAUACAAUGAUUUCAACUAAGAAGAAAGAGAGAUGGGCCAUUGGCUCGAUAUUUCUGGCGGCGGGAUCCACCUUUUGGUCAUCAUGGUUCCUUCUGCAAGCCAGUAUUGGAAGGACAUAUCCGUGCCAAUAUUCCAGCACUGCUUUUUUGUCUUUCUUCAGUGCAAUUCAGUCAGCCAUCAUCAGUUUGAUAACAGAGAGGGACUUUACCAAAUGGAUUUUGAAAGAAAAACUGGAACUAAUAACAGUGGCAUAUAUGGGAACGGUGGCGUCAGGCUUGUGCUAUGUGGGAAUGUCCUGGUGUGUCAAACAAAAGGGUCCAGUCUUCACAUCUGCGUUCAGUCCACUCGUGCAAAUAUUUGUAGCCAUGUUCGAUUUCUCCAUUCUACAUGGACAAAUCUACUUUGGAAGCGUCAUUGGAUCUAUCCUAGUUGUAAUUGGUUUAUAUAUCCUGCUCUGGGGCAGAAACUCUGAGGCAGAAGAAACUCAACAGCUGAAGCAGCCCCAAGUAAAAGAAGAAGAGAACUGUAAUGCAAGGUCACAAGUCUAAUCAAUCUCUACUUUCUACCUAGUCAACUAGCUAGAAUUGCAAGUUUUUUGUUGUGUCCCAAUCUUCCUCUCAAGAACCACUCAUCGAAAUAAAUAUUUCUUUAAUUUAUGCUUCCUAUUGAUCAUGUACUUGUUUCCCGAGUUCCAAUGAA